This is a messenger RNA of Heterostelium album PN500, 384 nucleotides long. RefSeq lists its product as uncharacterized. NCBI's taxonomy places the organism in Eukaryota, Evosea, Eumycetozoa, Acytosteliales, Acytosteliaceae. The transcript is spliced from 3 exons. Bases 1 to 384 code for a protein of 127 amino acids. The record is from RefSeq and is a predicted model, not a curated record.
AUGGAGAAAUCUACGUCGACAAAAAGAAUACAAAAAGAACUUGCAGAUAUUACAAUGGAUCCACCAUCAAAUUGCUCUGCAGGUCCGAUCGGUGAUAAUCUAUAUGAAUGGAUGGCAACAAUUCUAGGACCACAAGGGUCACCCUAUGAGGGUGGUAUCUUCUUUAUGAAUAUAGCUUUUCCUGUAGAUUAUCCUUUUAAACCACCAAAGAAUAAUUGGAGUCCUGCACUUACUGUAUCAAAGUUACUAUUAUCUAUUUGUUCACUGUUGGAUGAUCCCAAUCCAAGAGAUCCUUUAGUACUUUCAAUUGCAGAACAACUAACAAGAGAUAAAAGAGCUCAUGACGAACAAGCAAAAGAAUGGACAAAGAGAUUUGCACAAUAA